AAUCCCCCACCCAUCGCACACGCACACGCCCGAUCUGUCAAACCCCUCUUCCCCCCUCCCGCACCCAGAUCGGAAUCGCGGGGUUCUCGAUCCGGCAUCCAUGGCGCUGGAGUGGGUGGUGCUGGGCUACGCGGCGGGCGCGGAGGCGGUCAUGCUGCUGCUUCUGACGCUCCCGGGCCUCGACGGCCUCCGCCGGGGCAUGGUCUCCGUGGUGCGGAGCGCGCUCAAGCCGAUGAUGUCGGUGGUGCCCUUCUCCCUCUUCCUGCUCAUGGACAUCUACUGGAAGUACGAGACGCGCCCCACCUGCGACGACGAGCACGCCUGCACCCCCUCCGAGCACCUCCGCCACCAGAAGUCCAUCAUGAAGUCGCAGCGGAACGCGCUCCUCAUCGCCGCCGCGCUGCUCCUCUACUGGGUCCUCUUCUCCGUCACCCAGCUCGUCGUCAGGCUCGACCAGAUGCAGCAGCGCGUCGACAAGCUCAGGAAGCGCGACGACUGAUCCGCUUCCGCUGCCGCAUCCCGUCCAGUUUCAUCCGGUGGUCUCGUGGCUCUUCAUUCCUCCUCUUCGUGUGUUUCUGUUACUAGAGGGCACAGUUUAUCAUGCCUGGGUUGGUUCCUGUUUUGUUUUGUAGCGUGGAUGCUUUGAGAUCUCAAUCGGAACAUGAGGGAGCAUGGUGGUAGUUUCUGCUGCAGAUCCUAAUCUGAGUAAAUUGCCUUGCAUCUAUGACAUAAACGAGUUAGAACAAUUCUCUUGGGAAAAUGCUGUCGGAAAUGUUAAUUGCUUUAGGUUGAUUGUGUGAUCAUAACCAACUUGUUUACCCAUGAAUUAGUGUUCAUAUAUUGGAGCUUCCGAGUGAUUUGACUUGCA
This is a messenger RNA of Panicum virgatum (switchgrass), 868 nucleotides long. RefSeq lists its product as uncharacterized. NCBI's taxonomy places the organism in Eukaryota, Viridiplantae, Streptophyta, Magnoliopsida, Poales, Poaceae. The record is from RefSeq and is a predicted model, not a curated record. Gene Ontology annotation, biological process: endoplasmic reticulum to Golgi vesicle-mediated transport; intracellular protein transport. The transcript has a single exon. The coding region runs from base 101 to 499 and encodes 132 amino acids. Gene Ontology annotation, cellular component: endoplasmic reticulum membrane; endoplasmic reticulum.